GCGGCCCGCCAGGAGGCGGUGGUUGUCGCAUAGCGUCAGCCCGCAAGCUCCUCCCCCGGUGGUGCCUCUAAACACGUCCUUCCGCUUGCUUCCUCCUCUCUUUAUUCGCCGCCAUCGUAGGGUGUGCGUCUGACUCUUCCUCGCCAUGUCUUCUCACAAGACUUUCAGGAUCAAGCGUUUCCUGGCCAAGAAACAAAAGCAGAAUCGGCCCAUUCCCCAAUGGAUUCGGAUGAAAACUGGUAAUAAAAUCAGGUACAACUCCAAGAGGAGACAUUGGAGAAGAACCAAGCUGGGUCUAUAAGGAAUCGCACAUGAGAUGGCACCACAUGUUUUUGCUGUGUCAGGGUUGCUUGGAUCUUAACCGUGGCACUGAAAAGAUCGCUACUAUCUGAACAGUUGGUUGUGUUUUAUUGGGAAGUUAUAGGGAAAAUUAGUUUUGUCUUUAAUAUGUUUCUGCACUGGUAGGUUGGUUCAGUAAUAAAUAUGUGAGGCCUUCUAAACUGUUGUAAUCUGGUUUGUGAAGUACUCAAUAACACAAGUGUUCUCUGGCUAUCAAGUACUUAAGUAUGGCUAGUAUAAGGAACUGAUACUUAAGUUUUUAUUUUAUUGUAAUUAGUUCCACGUGGCUAGUGGCUCUUGGACCUUUUGUUAUGGGAAAUGCAUAUAUGUGUCAUAUUUAUACCUGAGGGUAGCACAUUCUUAAAAUAGCAUCUUUAUAUGUUCUUCUAUGAUGCCAGUCCUCAAUAUAAGUAGGAAUCGGUCAUCUGAACUGGGUGGCAAACUGCUCUGCUGCCUGUUGUGCGGCUUGUGAACUAAAUUUCUGCGUUUUUAAAUGGCUGAAAAAAUCAAAACUAUUUUGACACUUAAUAAAUUAAAAUUUACUGCA
This is a messenger RNA of Rhinolophus ferrumequinum (greater horseshoe bat), 886 nucleotides long. It is a transcript of the gene RPL39, whose product is annotated as ribosomal protein L39. Gene Ontology annotation, cellular component: cytosolic large ribosomal subunit; ribosome. The transcript is spliced from 3 exons. Bases 146 to 301 code for a protein of 51 amino acids. Gene Ontology annotation, biological process: translation. Gene Ontology annotation, molecular function: structural constituent of ribosome. The record is from RefSeq and is a predicted model, not a curated record. Lineage: Eukaryota; Metazoa; Chordata; Mammalia; Chiroptera; Rhinolophidae.